Molecule: messenger RNA, 1050 nt
Organism: Penicillium waksmanii
Lineage: Eukaryota; Fungi; Ascomycota; Eurotiomycetes; Eurotiales; Aspergillaceae
Product: DUF92 domain-containing protein
Exons: 4
Coding region: 1-1050 (349 amino acids)
Cellular component (GO): membrane
Source: RefSeq, a predicted model, not a curated record
AUGAAGCCUUUAAUCGGUAUCUUAGCCGUCGCUGCUUUGGUGUACCGCGCCUGGGCUCGCAAGUCGCUCACCCCUCUCGGUCUGGUCGUCGCUGGCGUGUCAGCAACUGCUCACGCGCUACACCCGUGGUCGACACCUUUCUGGUUGCUCGCGGUCAAACACGACAUCAAGGCACGCCUGACCCUGUCCGCGACCGGUGCAGAAGGGGGAGAGGGCCCACGUACCCAUGUCCAGGUCCUGGCGAACUCGGUAGUUGCAACUGUUCUCAGUAUCGCACACACUAUUGUGCUAGCGAGGAGCCCCGUUGAAUCGUGUUUCUCUCUCGGUCACAGCGCGGCGGAUAUCUUGAUGGUCGGAAUCGUUGCAAACUAUGCAGCAGUUGCCGCUGAUACCUUCUCUUCCGAGCUGGGCAUUCUUUCCAAGUCCAAACCACGUCUCAUCACUUCACUUACACUUCGCCAAGUGCCUCCUGGUACCAAUGGGGGCGUAACUGCCACUGGGCUUGGGGCCGGACUACUUGGUUCAUUCACGAUCGCCCUGACAUCUGCCAUCUUGUUGCCAUUCUGCUCAGAGUUUGGAAUACGAGAUCGGGCGGUGUGGACGGUAGCUCUGAGCUUCUGGGGUUUGCUAGGAAGUGUGUUGGACAGCUUACUGGGAGGUCUAUUGCAAGCCAGUGUGGUCGACAAGCGAAGUGGCAAGGUCGUAGAAGGCAGUGGUGGGCGCAAGGUCCUGAUUCACCCGGGAUCCACCAAACCUGCCGGUGCUGUUCUUAGUCCAUCAGGGGAAUCAACUAGCAGUACCCACCUGGGCACGACCGAGUUAGUGGCUAACGCGGCAACGCUUCGGGGAAGCCGAGUAACGGGCACCUCCGUGGGAAGCAGUCAGACCGACCGGGCGCAUCAGGAAGGUCAUGAGAGCCGCCGGAUCGAAAGCGGGCACGACUGGUUGGACAACAACGGGGUGAAUGUGCUCAUGGCCGUGUUGAUGAGUGUGGGGGCGAUGGGCAUUGCCCAGUGGGUUUGGGGGGUCGAGCUGCAGGAGUUGUGGUAA